CUGGUCUGGCCGCUCCUUGUGACGCCCCCGCUUUGCCCGGCUCCGGCCGCCCCGAGCCUUGCCCGCAGCGACCCGCACCGCCGCCAUGAACGCGGAGAAGGACUUCGCGCCGCUGACGCCCACCAUCGUGCGCGCGCUGAACGACAAGCUCUACGAGAAGCGCAAGGUGGCGGCGCUUGAGAUCGAGAAGUUAGUACGGGAGUUCGUGGCUCAGAGCAACAUGACCCAGAUCAAGCAUGUGAUCCAGAUCUUGUCACAGGAGUUUGCGCUUUCACAGCACCCUCACAGCAGGAAGGGGGGACUAAUCGGCCUGGCAGCCUGCUCCAUCGCCCUUGGCAAGGACUCUGGGCUGUACUUGAAGGAGCUGAUAGAGCCGGUGCUGACGUGCUUCAAUGAUGCUGACAGCCGUUUGCGGUACUACGCCUGCGAGGCCCUGUACAACAUUGUCAAGGUGGCCCGGGGCUCUGUCCUGCCUCACUUCAAUGUGCUGUUUGAUGGCCUAAGCAAGCUUGCUGCCGAUCCAGACCCAAAUGUAAAGAGUGGCUCGGAACUACUGGACCGGUUGCUCAAGGACAUUGUGACUGAGAGUAACAAGUUUGAUCUGGUGAGCUUCAUUCCCCUGCUGCGGGAGCGGAUUUAUUCAAACAACCAAUAUGCACGGCAGUUCAUCAUAUCCUGGAUCCUAGUGCUAGAGUCUGUACCUGACAUCAAUCUUCUGGAUUACCUGCCAGAGAUCCUGGAUGGCCUCUUCCAGAUUCUGGGAGACAACAGCAAAGAGAUACGGAAAAUGUGUGAAGUGGCACUUGGGGAAUUCCUUAAGGAGAUCAAGAAGAAUCCCUCCAGUGUCAAGUUUGCAGAGAUGGCCAAUAUUCUAGUGAUUCACUGUCAGGCCUCUGAUGACCUGAUACAGCUGACGGCCAUGUGUUGGAUGAGGGAGUUCAUCCAGCUGGCUGGCCGGGUGAUGCUGCCCUACUCCUCUGGGAUCCUGACUGCAGUUCUGCCGUGUCUAUCCUAUGAUGACCGCAAGAAGAACAUCAAAGAGGUGGCCAAUGUGUGUAACCAGAGCCUGAUGAAGCUUGUCAUCCCAGAAGAUGAUGAAACAGAUGAAGCCAAGCAAUCCAUGAGCCUGCAAACAGAAGCCAGCUCAGAGGAGUCUCUCUCCAAGCCUGAGGUGCCCUCCAGUGGUUCCCUUGAUACCUCGAGUGACUCCAAUUUCAGCAACACCAGUGUCUUCACUGUAACCAGUUCUGACAAAGUACAGGUGACACUUAACCUUGAUGGAAUAGUUCAGGUGUUGGACUAUCACCUUCAUGACACAUCCAUUGGGAUGAUGACCAGAAUUGCAGUUCUGAAAUGGCUCUAUCACUUGUACAUCAAGACUCCUCGUAAAAUGUUCCGGCACACGGACAGCCUCUUCCCCAUUUUGCUUCGAACGCUGUCAGAUGAAUCGGAUGAAGUUAUCUUGAAGGACCUAGAAGUGUUGGCUGAGAUUGCAUCUUCUCCUGCAGGCCAAACGGAAGGACAUGGGCCGUAUGAAGGCUCAGACAUGCAGUCCAGCCAAUCAGAGCUACAUGUGCCCAUCAAACCCAGCCAGCUGAGCACCUCUGGUACUAAAGGCAUGGAGUGUUCUCCUUCCACACCCACCAUGAACUCCUACUUCUACAAAUUCAUGAUCAAUCUGCUCAAGAGAUUUAGCAGCGAGCGGAAAUUACUGGAGACAAGGGGAGCUUUCAUCAUCAGGCAACUUUGUCUACUGCUGAAUGCAGAGAACAUCUUCCACUCCAUGGCAGACAUCUUGCUUCGGGAGGAGGACCUUAAGUUUGCCUCUACCAUGGUUCAUACCCUGAACACUAUACUGCUGACAUCCUCUGAGCUCUUCCAGCUGAGAAACCAGCUCAAAGACCUGAAGACACCGGAGAGCCGUAACCUGUUUUGCUGCCUAUACCGUUCCUGGUGCCACAACCCUGUGACAACUGUGUCCCUCUGCUUCCUCACUCAGAACUACAAACAUGCUUAUGACCUCAUCCAGAAGUUUGGAGACCUGGAAGUCACAGUGGAUUUCCUCACAGAAGUAGACAAGCUGGUACAGCUCAUUGAAUGUCCAAUUUUCACAUAUCUUCGCCUGCAGCUGCUGGAUGUGAAAAAUAAUCCCUACCUGAUCAAGGCUCUUUAUGGGCUGCUGAUGCUGCUGCCCCAGAGCAGUGCCUUCCAGCUCCUCUCCCACCGCCUGCAGUGUGUGCCCAACCCUGAGCUCAUGCAGACCACAGACAGCACUAAGAUUGGCCAUGGCUUCAAGAAAUCACCGGCACCCAACAUCGACUAUGUGGAGCUGCUGCAGCACUUUGAGAAAGUCCAGAACAAGCACCUAGAAGUGCGGCACCAGCGAGCUGGCCGGGGGGAGCACCUGGACCAGAGGGUCAUCCUCUGAGCGCCAAAGCCCUUGGCAUGUGUGGAGACUGUAGCUUGGGGAGAGGCCAAGGCAGGGGGAGCCACAGGGACUUAGUGGCUGCAAUGGAUUCAGGAUAUGUGCUCCACUGGGGAGGGAGGACCAGGGCUGUUUGGAACACUCAGCUGGGGAAGGAACUCCACCAGCAAUGCUUGCAUGCAGGGCACUUCCCUGGAGAAAUGCCUGCAAAGCCCAGGACUUCAUCCCAUGCAACCUUUCUCAUUAUCUCAAAACAAGCUUGUUGGGACCUGUUGGUAGGGAGGUGACUGGAGGAGCCACCCAAUCCAUCUACCCAUCCUUGGACUUGUGCAACAGGGUGAGCUAGCUAUUUGCCUUAAUAAUGCCUCCCCUGUGACAGUCAGCUGAUGGCUUAGACUGGCCUUGCCAGUAAAGCCAGAGGGGAAAUGCGUCAGAGGAAUUUUCUGGUACCUCUUCAUGAAGAAAAACAGGUCUCCAUAGCUGGCUCCCUGGAUCUUGCAGAGGAGCCUCUUCUGACCUCCCCAGGGCAGUGCCAGCAGCAUCUAAUUCUCCAGUGCUCCUGGCUCUCUGGAUCCACAUUCCUGUAUGUGUGUCCCCCUAGCCCCCAGUGUAACUCCCCUCACUGCUGUGUGUAUAGUGAUGCAGCCUUAAUUUAUAGCUAACCUCAGAGCAUUCUACAUGUGUAUAUAGAGUCCAUAUCAGAUUUCUAGCUUGAAAAUAGAUCUUUGCACCUACAAAAAAACCCUCCCCAUAUCAAAAUAAAAGAAUGGCGCAGA
Gavialis gangeticus (Gharial) is the source of this 3201-nucleotide messenger RNA. RefSeq names its product Vac14, PIKFYVE complex component (gene VAC14). Lineage: Eukaryota; Metazoa; Chordata; Crocodylia; Gavialidae. Gene Ontology annotation, biological process: phosphatidylinositol biosynthetic process; positive regulation of kinase activity. The record is from RefSeq and is a predicted model, not a curated record. The transcript is spliced from 20 exons. The coding region runs from base 86 to 2428 and encodes 780 amino acids. Gene Ontology annotation, cellular component: endosome membrane; PAS complex.